CUUUUAUGAGAAGAUAAUUAUAGUAGCCUACUACUCGGCUGAGAUUUGUUUUAAUGUCCCAACUAGCGAUAAUAAACAUUGAUUGGCGACUGAAGACACGUGUGCGUGCCCGAGCCUAUUCGUGGUCACGUGUCCCGCGUCUGGCGGGCUGUAGAUGAGCGGAGGAGCGCAAACAAGCGCAGCGGCGGAAUCCGGCACACACCGAACGUGGCCGCGAUCGUGACCACAGCGACGACGAAGCCUUCCCUCCGAGCGGAACAUUCCCGUUUCUCAGAGACGUGAGCCUCGACGCGGCGGUCAGGUGCAGCCUUCAUGAUAUAGCUCCACGCUCAGAGCUCGAGCUACCGAUAUAAAUCAUGAUUUCCCCGUGGGACCGUUGGUAUUCGACCAGCUGCUGCCUCUGCUGCCAUGUACGGACGGGCACUAUUAUUUUGGGAAUAUGGUAUAUGCUCAUCAACGCGGUGGUCUUGCUCAUCCUGCUGUCUGCGCUGAACGACCCGGUCCAGUACCGCUACCACCUCACCAGCUCGGAGCUGGGCACCGACAUCGACGUCAUGGACGAUGCCAACAUCUGCAUAGCAACCGCCAUCUCCCUGCUCAUGAUUCUAAUAUGUGGCAUGGCCACAUAUGGGGCUUACAAGCAACAUGCGGCGUGGAUCAUACCAUUCUUCUGCUACCAAAUCUUUGACUUUGCCCUCAACACCUUGGUGGCCGUCAGUGUGGUCGUUUAUCCCAACACGGUGCAGGACUACCUUCAGCAGCUGCCGGGAACGUUCCCGUACAAAGAGGACAUCAUGUCCACCAACAACGCGUGCCUGGUCUUCGCUGUGCUGCUCUUUGUGGGCUGUAUCCUCUCCUUUAAGGCCUAUCUGAUUGGCUGCGUCUGGAACUGCUACAGAUACGUGAGUGGGCGGGGCACCACAGAGGUGCUGGUGUACGUCACCACCAACGACACCGCGGUCCUGCUACCCCGCUACGAGGAGGCCGUGGCCCUCCCCCCCAAGGAGCCCCCCCCCCAGUACAUGGAGCCCUGAGCCACCUUCCCCCC
Messenger RNA from Gadus chalcogrammus (walleye pollock), 1048 nucleotides. It is a transcript of the gene laptm4b, whose product is annotated as lysosomal protein transmembrane 4 beta. Gene Ontology annotation, cellular component: lysosomal membrane. NCBI's taxonomy places the organism in Eukaryota, Metazoa, Chordata, Actinopteri, Gadiformes, Gadidae. Bases 357 to 1034 code for a protein of 225 amino acids. The transcript has 8 exons. The record is from RefSeq and is a predicted model, not a curated record.